Molecule: messenger RNA, 1144 nt
Organism: Talaromyces stipitatus ATCC 10500
Lineage: Eukaryota; Fungi; Ascomycota; Eurotiomycetes; Eurotiales; Trichocomaceae
Product: vesicular-fusion protein sec17
Exons: 5
Coding region: 106-981 (291 amino acids)
Biological process (GO): SNARE complex disassembly; intracellular protein transport
Cellular component (GO): vacuolar membrane; SNARE complex
Molecular function (GO): soluble NSF attachment protein activity; syntaxin binding
Source: RefSeq, a predicted model, not a curated record
AAUGGAUGCAGUCAGUCACUUUACUAUCUAUUUCUCACUUGCAUUGCAUCUCGAAUACCAUUGAUUCUAUAUUUCGGCAAGGUAGCCAAAGAUACUAUUUUCGUCAUGGGUGACCCUCGCGCUCUAUUACAAAAGGCCGACAAAGCGCUCUCAAGCGCCUCGACUGGUUUCAGUUUCUUUGGAGGUCGAACCGAAAAACUUGAAAAUGCUGCAGAUCUAUAUGUCCAAGCCGCGAACGCAUUCCGCGUGCAAAGACUGAAUAAAGAAGCCGGCAUGGCGUUUGAAAAAGCUGCCGCUGUUCAGAAAAAUAAUCUCAACGAGCCCGACGAUGCUGCGAAUAGCUUAUCGGAAGCGUUUAAAGUAUACCGCAAGACAGACCCGGAGGACGCAGUGCGAGUCCUCGCAGGCGCAAUUCAACAUUAUAUCUCAAAGGGGAACUUCAGACGAGCGGCCACUCAUCAACAGAACCUAGCUGAAUGCUAUGAAGUGGAAAUCGGCAAUCCGAAGAAGGCUUUAGAGGAGUAUGAGAAAGCUGCCGAGUGGUACGAAAGUGAUAAUGCGGAGGCACUGGCCAACAAAUACUUUUUGAAAGUCGCCGAUCUUGCAGCUAUAGAGGCCGACUACUACAAGGCAAUUGCACACUACGAAAAAGUAGGAAAGGCGUCUAUCGACAAUAAUUUGAUGAAGUGGUCUGUAAAAGAUUACUUUUUCAAGGCCGGCAUAUGCCAUCUUGCAUCUGGGGACCUCGUUGCAACCAACCGUGCAUUGGAAAGCUAUAGAGACAUUGACCCUUCGUUUGCCUCAACCAGAGAGCAUACUUUAUUAGUUGAUCUUCUCCAAGCGGUUGAGCAAGGCGAGCCAGAUACUUUCGCCGACAAACUCUUCCAAUUCGAUCAAUUGAGCAAGUUGGACAAAUGGAAAACGACAUUGUUCCUGCGCAUCAAGGAAAAUAUUGAAGAGAAGGGCGAGGACUUCUCGUAAUCUAUGUGUUCAGUUUCUAUCUUCCGUUAUUUGGGUGAAGCUGUUUGUUAUGGUGGCGCAUUUCUAAUUCCUGUUUCCUUGGCUUUGCUCUUUGAUAGUACGCCGGUAGACUAUCGUGCUUGAUUAUAUUGUAACCUCUUCGAAUGGUAACGUUCCAAGUCAG